GGUUAUUGUUUUCUCAUACCAUUCCUUGAAUCAAAUAGCUAUUAACAUUUCUUCCUCUCUUCCUUUUCCUAUUUGUGAAAACCAAUUAACCAAGAUAGUUCCAUUUUCCUAAAGAACUUUCUUAUACAAUUUUUCUAAAUUAAGCUCAUCUUGUUCUUGAAAUGGGAUCAACUUGGACUCCAAGGCAAAACAAACAAUUUGAAAGAGCUUUGGCUAUAUAUGAUAGAGAAUCUCCAGAUAAGUGGCAGAAUGUUGCCAACAUGGUGGGAAAAUCAGUUGAAGAUGUUAAAAGGCAUUAUGAAAUCCUCAAAGAAGAUGUUAGGCGCAUUGAGCAUGGUCAAGUUGCAUUCCCUUACAGAACAAAUAAUGCUAAUAACUGAGGCCAUGGUCUUGAAUAACAAACAAAAGGUUCUCAAUCCAGAAUUCAACAAAAUUGAAGACUCAAUUAUCCACAGUUAAUUAAUAAGUAAAAUAAAUGAAAAGUAGUACUAUCAACUCAAGUAUCAGCAGCAGUGAACAGAAUAUUAGACCAACUGCAGUGCAAGCUACCAAUUAUGUCCAUGUAUUUACAAUUUUUUUUUUCUUCCUUGAAGUGAUGUACUUACAAAUUAAACUUGUGUGUAAACCAGUAUUAAUUUAUCUAUAACUAAUGAAGAAUGAUUUAUUUGUC
This is a messenger RNA of Medicago truncatula (barrel medic), 670 nucleotides long. RefSeq lists its product as uncharacterized. NCBI's taxonomy places the organism in Eukaryota, Viridiplantae, Streptophyta, Magnoliopsida, Fabales, Fabaceae. The record is from RefSeq and is a predicted model, not a curated record. The transcript is spliced from 2 exons. The coding region runs from base 220 to 459 and encodes 79 amino acids.